Molecule: messenger RNA, 1506 nt
Organism: Verticillium dahliae VdLs.17
Lineage: Eukaryota; Fungi; Ascomycota; Sordariomycetes; Glomerellales; Plectosphaerellaceae
Product: dolichyl pyrophosphate Glc1Man9GlcNAc2 alpha-1,3-glucosyltransferase
Exons: 4
Coding region: 1-1506 (501 amino acids)
Biological process (GO): protein N-linked glycosylation
Cellular component (GO): endoplasmic reticulum membrane
Molecular function (GO): dolichyl pyrophosphate Glc1Man9GlcNAc2 alpha-1,3-glucosyltransferase activity
Source: RefSeq, a predicted model, not a curated record
AUGGCCGACCACUUCCCGACCAUCACGCAAUGCGCCAUCGUCGCGGCCGCGUUCAAGGUGCUGCUCUUCCCAGCAUACAAAUCGACCGACUUUGAGGUCCAUCGCAAUUGGCUAGCCAUCACAGAGAGCCUGCCCAUCUCGCAGUGGUACCUCGAGAAGACGUCAGAAUGGACCCUCGACUACCCCCCCUUCUUCGCCUACUUCGAAUGGGCCCUGUCGCAGGUCGCCAAGCUCGUCGAUCCGUCCAUGACCAAGCUGUACAACCUCGAGUAUGACAGCUGGCAGACAAUAUACUUUCAGAGGUGGAGCGUCAUCAUUUCGGAGAUUGUCCUCGUCUUUGCGCUGCACAUGUUCAUCGACUCGGCGAGCCCCUCGAACCGGCGCGCUACCCAGACUGCUGCCCUCUCGAUUCUUCUGUCGCCCGGCCUGCUCAUCAUUGACCACAUUCACUUCCAAUACAAUGGCUGCAUGUACGGCAUCCUCAUCAUCUCGCUCGUCCUGGCCCGCAGCAAGUCGACCCUGCUCUCCAGUGGCCUCGUCUUUGCUGCGCUGCUGUGCAUGAAGCACAUUUACCUGUAUCUGGCGCCUGCCUAUUUCGUCUUUUUGCUGCGCGCCUACUGCUUGUCGCCUAGAUCCAUCUACAACAUCAGCUUCUUCCACUGCGUCAAGCUUGGUGUUGGCAUUGCCGCCAUUUUCGGCGCCGCCUUCGGUCCCUUUGUCUACUUGCAGCAGAUUCCCCAGCUGCUGAGCCGCCUGUUUCCUUUCUCGCGAGGGCUGUGCCAUGCCUACUGGGCCCCCAACAUCUGGGCGCUCUACUCGUUCGCCGACAGGCUUCUCAUCAUUGUCGCCCCUCGGCUGAAGCUUCCCGUCAACCUCGACGCCGUCAACAGUGUCACGCGAGGCCUCGUGGGCGAUACCGCCUUCGCCGUGCUGCCCGAGAUCAGCCCCAAGAUCUGCUUCGGCCUGACCCUCUUCUUCCAGGUGCUCCCGCUCAUCAGACUCUUCGGCGCGCCGACGUGGGAGAACUUUGUGGGCGCCGUGACGCUCUGCGGAUAUGCGUCCUUCCUCUUCGGCUGGCACGUCCACGAGAAGGCCGUCCUGCUCAUCAUCAUCCCUUUCAGCCUCAUUGCGCUGCAGGACCGUCGAUACCUCGGCGCAUUCCGCCCGCUUGCCGUCGCCGGCCAUGUGUCUCUGUUCCCGUUGCUGUUCACGCCAGCCGAGUUUCCGAUCAAGACGGUGUACACCAUUUUUUGGUUGAUCCUCUUCCUCAUGGUGUUUGACCGACUGGCGCCGGCCUCGCGAAAGGCGAGGUUCUUCCUGCUCGAUCGCUUCAGCACGCUGUACAUUGCCGUCAGCAUCCCGCUGAUUGUGUACUGCUCCCUUGUGCACCAAGUCGUGUUGGGCAAGAGCUACGAGUUCCUCCCCCUGAUGUUCACCAGUUCCUACUGCGCGAUAGGAGUCGUCGGGAGCUGGGUGGGCUUCAUGGUCGUGUACUUUGCAUCCUGA